Messenger RNA from Pochonia chlamydosporia 170, 267 nucleotides. RefSeq lists its product as hypothetical. The record is from RefSeq and is a predicted model, not a curated record. The transcript has a single exon. NCBI's taxonomy places the organism in Eukaryota, Fungi, Ascomycota, Sordariomycetes, Hypocreales, Clavicipitaceae. The coding region runs from base 1 to 267 and encodes 88 amino acids.
AUGUUCCGGCUUCUGAUGCAACCACAGUGCGUCUACAUGCAGCCACGACGUUCCGUGCUGGCGGUCGGCCUUCCUAAACAAGUUGAGUCUGGUCUUGCUCCUCUCUCCUGCACCAGACAAAACGUUGACUGCACUGCCGCUCUCCACUCCGAGGUGAGGGCCCUUUGUCAAAUCUCGCUGCCAGAUCAGUUUGAUGGCUCCAGCAUUUUUGGCACUGUGGCUCUCCCAUUGACAUGGACUCCCUGUUUCCGCCCCAGACCCCCCUGA